Molecule: messenger RNA, 4025 nt
Organism: Styela clava
Lineage: Eukaryota; Metazoa; Chordata; Ascidiacea; Stolidobranchia; Styelidae
Cellular component (GO): precatalytic spliceosome
Molecular function (GO): RNA binding; metal ion binding
Source: RefSeq, a predicted model, not a curated record
ACAUUGAUAUUGUUUAGUUAUAUAUAGCAGGACUUGAUAUUCUUAAAAAUCUGACAUUGUCACAUUGUGCAGUUAUACCUGUGAUAUGGAAGAAGGUGAAAUAAUCACUGAUAAAUCUGCCAAUCCCUCCAUUAUUUCUAAUGAUGAUGAUAGUGAGUUAACUGAAAGUAAUGUUGAGGAAAAACUAGAAAGUGGGGAUCAAUCACUGGAACCUGUGGAAGCUGGAUUACCUGAUAAAAACAGUGAAACAAAUGAGAAAGAUAAUGUUAACAUUUCCAGUGAAACUAAUGUUGAUACAGUGAAAACAGAACCUGAUUUUGUUGCUAAAUUAAAUGAAAAUUUAUCUGAAAUUAAAGAUGAACCAAGCAGGUCAUUGGAACAAGAUAUUUCUGAUGUCAAAGAUGAAAUUAAAUCGGAUUAUGAUAAUCAAACUAGUAAGAUGACAUAUGAUACUGAUCAAACAUCUAAACCAAUCGACAACACGAUUAAAGUGGAAAGUGAUGGACAGAAUUUGGAUGGUGCGGUCAUGGUUCAGGACACUACUGAAACUGAAGAGGGUGAACUAGAUGAUUCAAAUGAUGAAAAAGAUAAUGUUCCUGAUGAUUUAACAACAAAUAACAAUAUUGCAAUCAAUGAAACUGCUAGAACAAAUAUUGAAUCGAAACCAGAAAAUACAUCGGCUGGUGAUGGAAUAAAACGUUCAGAAUCAGUAAAUGAUGAUCCAAGAGGGUAUGGAAUAGAUGAUAAUAGACCGGAUGAUCUUGAACAAUUGGACUAUGAUGAGGAUGACACUGAUAUUAGAAUAAAAAACACAGAUUUGUCAACUGAUGCGUUUCGUGUAAUUGAUCGUGCCGUAAAAGAAAGAUCUGAUGGUGAAGUUGAUAGUGAUAGCGAUGGUGAACUUAAAAGUGAUGGAGAAGAUUUUGAAGAAGGAGAGACUAGAGAUGGUCCACAAGAUGUCCCUCAAGAACAGAAAAGACCUUGUAGAUUUUUUUUAAUGGGAAACUGUACUUGGGGUGACCGUUGUCGAUAUCUCCACCCUGGAGUAAAUGACAGAGGUAAUUAUAAUAUGUUCAGUGAUAAUGAACGCAAUAGACAAACCCAAAGGGACAUUCCAGAAUUUCAUCAACAACCCCAAGGAUACAGAGCACCAUGGGAAAAUGAACCUCCACCUUUUAUGCCCCCUCCAGUUGCUGAAACUGCUUGGGAAAAAGGUUUGAGACAUGCAAAGGAAUUAAAAAAGAGAGCUUUGCAGCGCAAAGUACAGGAGCCUGACUUUGUUCAAAAACGUGAGGUGUUAUCUCUAAAUCUGGCUUUGAAUGAGGAUCGUGAUAUGGAAUUUGUAGAUCAUAAACCUCUUGGACCAGCAAACAAAGGAUUCGAUCCAUUUCAGGAAAUUGAAGCGGAUGAAUAUGCUGUACCAACACCUGAAGAAAUGCGUCGUCAAGCGAGAAUGCAUCGUGAAAGACAGCGUGGGGGUCCACCACCCCCAAUUCGUCACCCACCUGGGAAAGACCACAGACUUCCCCCUCCAGAGCAUCUUUUACAUCCAAAAUCUCACGAAAGAAGGCCCCCUUCACCUCACAGGUUACCACCACCUGGCCAUUAUCCACCAGACAUGAGAAGAAUGUCACCACAUCAACCCAUCUAUGGCAAAGAUCGUCAUCCAAAAGAUUCAGGCUUUAUUCAUCGCGUGGAUGAGCAGAGAGAUGGAAAUCGAGAUAGACGUCCUGAUAAAGAUAUGCAAAGACCAGACCAGCAUUUGCCGUUGCAUGAUGAUCGCAGGGAAGCGCCUCGUGACCAGACCAAAGAUGAAAAGUCCCAAAUAGAUGAAUUCAAGUUAGCUGAAAACGGGGCCCCUAAUGUAAGAAGUGAUCAAUGGGUGGAUCCAUGGGCUCGUGCCCGGCCUCAAGCUAGAGGAAGAAAUAAGAAUAAAGAUUCUUCUUCAUCAUCAUCAGGGUCAAGUUCAGGUUCUUCUUCCCGUUCAUCCUCUCAUUCAUCAUAUUCAUCGAGGUCAUCUUCAGGAAGCAGCAGAUCAUCAUCAAGAUCAUCGGGUUCCUCACAUUCCAGCUCGUAUAGCAGUCAUUCAAGUAGAUCUCCAGCACCUUCGAAAGGUGUAAAGUCGAAGAAAAAAAUUCUAGCCUCCGCUAAACAACGCAAUGCCGCUGUUGGUGCACAAAAGAAAGCCCCACAAAUUGUAGGUAAAAAUACCACUGGUACGAAACCAGUAACACAAAUUAAGUCAAGCAAAGACAAACAAAUUAUUCCACAGGCCAAGGCUCCACCUGAUGUUGCCAAAAACUUUUCUAAUGCUGCCAACAAUGCAUCCCUUCCUGUACCUACUAAUCUUACCAUUAAGCCUAUUGUUGCUAAAAAAGAUAAAGCAUUGCCCAAGAAACAGAGAAAAUCCUCAAGUAGUAGUGAGUUUUCUCGGUCGGAUAGUUCAGCGUCUCCAUCACCAUCUAGAGGUAAAAACAAAAGCGGUUCUGGCUCUGAUUCUGGAAGUAGCGGCAGUUCAUCUUCUAGUUAUACUUCAUCUUCUGGUUCAUCUUCUUCAGAUUCUGAUGGAGAUAAAACAAAAUCAAAAAAAUCUGCCAAGUCUACUGGAUCAGCAGGUGGUAACAAACCUCCCACUGUUCCCAAAGUUGCUGCUCAAAAAAGUAAGGUAGCAGUUCCAUCUAAACCUGGCCGAAAAGACGUUAAAAUGACAAUCAUUGAUAAACCAGGUAUUGCUAAAGAUCGGAAACGCCCUGCUUCUGAACUUUCAGGUCAAACCAAGAAGCCACCAUCUAAUAGGAGAGUUGAAUUACUUGAACAAUUAAGGGCAGUCGAGGAUGCAAUUGCAAGAAAACGUGCAAAACUGAAUUGAUCGCGAUAAUACACAAAUGACCUUUGUUUAAAUGGUUCUUGAUGAGAUAGCACGAUGCCAAUCCAAUUAUUUGGUGACGAAUCCACCAUGAUUGUCUGAGUUUGGAGAUACCUGCUAUCAGAUGUCUUAUACUGUGUGGUGAACCUGUGUGAAACAUUGAAAGAGAGAUGAAAUGUACUGAACAUUGUCAUUGUUGCAGUAUAUAAACAUUUUUUCCAAGGUUCCAGAUUCCAACAUCAUUGAUCUUAUUCUCUAUGAAUUGAUCUGAUAUGCAGCAAAAUCUCAGCAAUGUUUGUAUGCGACUCUCCCGCAAUUAUAUCAGAUGCUAGGGAUAUGAAAGAGUUUAAAGAAACAAUUGCAUUACAACUUCCUUUUGAGUUGAGGGGAGGGUUGAUCUAUUAUAUUUAAGUGUAUGAUAGAAAAAAUCGUUUAAUUAAUAUUGUUGGUGUAAUUUGAUCUGACAUAUACUAGGUAAUAUGCCAUUUUAUUAUAGGAUAAAUCCUUCAAGCCGCAUUUUGCUAGAAUGGAAAAUUGCCAGUGCCUAUCUACACGUUUAGUCAUCUUUGUACCAACUUCUUUCGGCAAAUAUUUUUUACUACUUCAGACCAUUUGAACACCUUGUUUGAUUCCAUUAGUACGCUUCAUCUGUUUUCCUCGAAAGGCUGUAUAUAACCUAUUUAAAAAGAUUCGUUAGGAACUUAUGGCACGUUCUUAAAAAAUAUGGGACCUCCUGAAGUAUGCGCACCAAGAUGGUGCACAACCUGAACUCAGGUUGUGCACCAGGUUAAGGUUCAGGUUGUGCGGCAUCUUAGUGCGCAUACUUCAGGAGUACUAAAAUAUGUUUUCAAAUAAACAUGUAUGCUUUGAAUGUCAUUUAACUGAAGGCUAUUUAAUUUUUGAAAGGUUGAAAUUUUCCCCUAUUCAAUUGUACCAUCUACAAUAAGUUCUGUUUUAGUGCAAGAUUUGUAAUGUUGGUUACUUAAUAACUUCUGUUUAUGUGUAGCUUUGAAUAUCUUUUACAAAAGACCAUUUGUUCCUUGUUGAUAUCAUCUUAACUAGUCAUUACCUGCCGCAUUAUUUGAUGUUGACUUACAGUGUAUCAUUUUUUGCUCUUUUCUAAUAAAAUUGUUUUUAAUGAGGAAAAGUGCUCUCACUA